Chanos chanos (milkfish) is the source of this 1017-nucleotide messenger RNA. RefSeq names its product plasminogen activator, urokinase b (gene plaub). Lineage: Eukaryota; Metazoa; Chordata; Actinopteri; Gonorynchiformes; Chanidae. The record is from RefSeq and is a predicted model, not a curated record. The transcript has 8 exons. Gene Ontology annotation, molecular function: serine-type endopeptidase activity. Gene Ontology annotation, biological process: regulation of cell adhesion mediated by integrin; plasminogen activation. The coding region runs from base 1 to 1017 and encodes 338 amino acids.
AUGAGUGAGCGUGUGUUUGGGACAGACAUCCGUUAUCUGGGCCUAGGGAAGCAUAACUAUUGCAGAAAUCCUGAUUAUAGCCGAAAGCCAUGGUGUUAUGUUCGGUCACCUUUUGGAGCAAUGAAAGAAUACUGCAACAUUCCACACUGUGCGAGAGAGCCAAAAUCCACGGGAGACCGGACCAAUGGCCCAAACACACAGUUCAAGUGUGGAGAAAGACCUGGAAAACUAAUGAAGGUGGUCGGUGGACUGAUAACCCCCGUGGAAACCCACCCUUGGAUGGCGGCUAUCUUCAAAAGGAGGUCCAAUAGGAAUGAGGUGUUCCACUGUGGAGGGAGCCUGAUCUCUCCCUGCUGGGUUCUCACUGCGGCCCAUUGCUUCCCAGAUGGCCUCCACGAGAAAGCUCACAAGUUCUCAGUAUAUUUGGGAAAGAACGCCAUAAAUGAAACAGAUGAGAGCAGGGAGCAGAAAUUCAAAGUAACAGAUGUGAUCCUUCAUGAGAAUUUUGACGACACUGAGGGAAACUUCAACAAUGACAUCGCGUUGCUGAGGAUAAGUGGGCGGAACGGAGAGUGUGCUGUGGAGACCAGAUCAGCAAGGACAGUGUGUCUGGCUCCACAGGGGCACAGUCUGACUGCAGGGGUCACCUGUGAGAUAGCUGGAUACGGCAAGGAACGACAAGGUUUAUGGUACAACUCCCAGUACCUGAGGGAGGGGAAAGUCAACCUGCUGGCUCAGGACUUGUGUUCCAGCAAGUCUUACUAUGGCAGUAUGAUCACAGACAACAUGGUCUGUGCUGGGAGCCCUGACUGGACCACAGAUGCCUGCAAGGGGGACUCAGGAGGACCAUUGGUGUGCACCAUAGAAAAUCGCUUGUUCCUUUAUGGAAUCAUCAGCUGGGGAGAAGGAUGUUCCAGAGAGUUCCGCCCAGGCGUGUACACACGUGUGACCAACUACAAUGAGUGGAUUGAGCAGAAAACAGGUCUGGCCAUCAAAUCUGGAAAUGCAUACCCAUAA